This is a messenger RNA of Rhopilema esculentum, 944 nucleotides long. Its product is annotated as equistatin. NCBI's taxonomy places the organism in Eukaryota, Metazoa, Cnidaria, Scyphozoa, Rhizostomeae, Rhizostomatidae. The record is from RefSeq and is a predicted model, not a curated record.
GAAAACGAAUAAACUUGUAUCGAGGUUGCCAAAACAGACAAGAGUCCACAAGAAAACAUUAUAAUUGAAGAAGAAUGGACUGGCAGGGAAUUUUCUUUUUCAUUUCGAUCUGCUUUGGAGUAUCAGGGGAACAUUCAGAAACAAAACAUUGCCAAAAAGAAGCGGAAAAAUCCAUUGCUUCUGGUCUAAUUGGUGGAUUUGUGCCAAGGUGUUUGAAGAAUGGAUUUUAUGCCCCAGUACAAUGUCAUGGCUCAACAGGAAUUUGCUGGUGUGUGGAUAAGAACGGAGAUAUCAUUUCUGAUGCGCAAAUAAAGAAAACCGCUUGCAAUAACCCAUGCUUCAAGAAAAUACUUGCUAACCCAACACCAGCCAUACUCAUUCAAGGAUCUUUGAGACCAAUUCACCUAAAUUCCCAAGUACCAAGAUGUGAUGAUGAGGGAUUUUUUGAACAAAAGCAAUGCAGUCAGGAGUUUUGUUGGUGUGUGGACAAACAUGGAAAAGAGCUACCUGCCACUCGAGGUAACCAGGACAAGGUUGAAUGUUAAUACUGUAUAUAGUAUCUCAGAAAAUAAGAAACUGCUAUUAAUUUAUUUGAGGAACAAAGACUACAGAUCUUGCAUUAGAUAGCAUUUGACUAUGCAUCCUACAUUUAAAUAUAUUUCUCAGCAUAUGGCAAAAGUUUUACAUUGCUUUUUCAAGCAAGGGAUAGUUCUGGUGUACAUAGUGUAACACCAUUUACCACAGUUGAUAGAAUAUGCAUUGACUCUAUUUAUUCUCUUCGUAUUAUUUAAGUUUUGUUAAUAAAGAUGAAUAUAUAAACGUUUUGCAGAGAUUGAGGUUUUUAAAUACUUACCUCUAAAAUAGAAAUAGAAGGAUUACUCUUAAUAUUGCUAUAAUCUUUAGCCAAUAUUUGAUUAUUUGUCUGAAUUUCUACUAAAAAUUUU